AUGGUGGCUGCGAACAAGAUCGUCGUGUGCGACAAUGGGACUGGUUUUGUCAAGUGCGGGUUUGCCGCGGAGAACUUUCCUCGGCACGUGUUUCCGUCCUUGGUAGGGCGGCCGAUCUUGCGCGCAGAGGAAGCAAUCAACAGCGAUGUAAUUCUGAAAGACGUCAUGUGUGGGGACGAAGCGGCAUACGUGCGAAGCAACCUGCAGAUCAGCUAUCCUGUCGAGAAUGGCAUUGUGAAGAAUUGGGAAGAUAUGGAGAAGUUGUGGGACUACACGUUCCACGAGCGACUGCAAGUGAACCCCAAGGAAAUGCGCAUCUUGCUCACGGAACCCCCGCUCAACCCCAAGGCCAAUCGUGAAAAGUUGGUCGAAAUCAUGUUUGAAAAGUACGGCUUCGACGGCACGCACAUCUCGAUCCAGGCGAUGCUGACGCUGUAUGCGCAAGGCAUGCGCACGGGUGUCGUGAUCGACAGCGGUGACGGCGUAUCGCACGUCGUGCCUGUGUACGAAGGGUUCGUGCCCCAGCAUCUCAUUCGACGCCUGGACGUCGCGGGGCGGCACAUCACGCAAUACCUAAUCAAGCUGCUCUUGUUGCGUGGAUAUGCUUUCAACCGGACGGCCGAUUUCGAGACCGUUCGACAGAUCAAGGAACGCCACUGCUACACGGCGUUGGAUCCGGUGGUGGAGCGUCGGUUGGCUCUGGAAACGACAGUGUUGGAGGAAACGUACGAGCUGCCCGAUGGCCGUGUGAUCAAACUCGGCCGCGAACGCUUCGAGGCUGCGGAAGCCCUCUUCCAGCCGCACUUGAUCGGCGUCGAAGGGCUCGGACUCAGCGACAUGCUGUUUGAGAUGUGCCAGAAGGCCGACAUCGACCUUCGCACGGAAUUUUACAAAAACAUUGUGUUGAGCGGCGGGUCGUCCAUGUACCCCGGUCUCCCGAGCCGUUUGGAGAAAGACAUCAAGGACAGGUACUGCGCCGACGUGCUCAAGGGGGACAAAACUCGCUUGAGCAAGUUUCGUCUGCGCAUAAACGACCCACCUCGCCGCAAGCACUUGGUUUUCCUCGGCGGGUCGGUGCUGGCCGACCUCAUGAAGAACGAAGAUUCGUUUUGGAUUUCCAAGAAAGAGUACGACGAGCAAGGCGCGCGGUGCAUCGACAAAUUGUCCAAGUGA
This is a messenger RNA of Aphanomyces invadans, 1173 nucleotides long. RefSeq lists its product as hypothetical. The record is from RefSeq and is a predicted model, not a curated record. Lineage: Eukaryota; Oomycota; Saprolegniomycetes; Saprolegniales; Verrucalvaceae. Bases 1 to 1173 code for a protein of 390 amino acids. The transcript is spliced from 3 exons. Gene Ontology annotation, cellular component: Arp2/3 protein complex; actin cortical patch. Gene Ontology annotation, biological process: Arp2/3 complex-mediated actin nucleation. Gene Ontology annotation, molecular function: actin filament binding.